This is a messenger RNA of Oncorhynchus mykiss (rainbow trout), 1304 nucleotides long. NCBI's taxonomy places the organism in Eukaryota, Metazoa, Chordata, Actinopteri, Salmoniformes, Salmonidae. The record is from RefSeq and is a predicted model, not a curated record.
GACUGUAGUUACGCCUCUUGCGCUGAGAUGCAGUGCCAUAGACAGCUGCGCCACUCGGGGAACCCCAUAACAAAGAUGGUAACAACACAGUACAUUUGCAAGAGGGACAACUAGUUACUAAAGCUAGCGCUGUGAUUGGAGCGUUUCGCUUCCGCAGCUGCGCAGACACGGGGGACCUCGCUGGAGCUGUCAUCUGGAAAGGGAGGAGAGGAACAGAAGAGAAGAACGACAUAAACGCAGCGAGGACGCGAACACUCAAGAAAGAGUCAGAAGCUGUCUUCCUGGUGAAGCCAUAUGAUUGGCUGAAGCAGAACUCCUCUGUCUGUGAUUGGUCAUCGAGGGUAGACGCUGUGAUUGGCUGAGAAGUCCAAAACAUGGACCCACACCAUCCUGGGGUUACCAACAGUCCUUAGCUCUACGGAGGCCCCGCCUCUUCGGUGAUGAUGUCAAUAGACGUGGCCAAUAGGAACGGCCCUGCCCUGACUCCUCCCGCCUCACUCAGCCUUUGUUCCUCCCACAACCGUGAUGUCAGUGGCGGUGAUGUCACCAGGCUGGGUUGGGCCACGUUUCCUAAGUGUCGUAAGAAGUAUUGUCUGACCAGCAUCCAGAGUGCAAUGGGGCUGAGUGAUGUAACUCUUCCUCCGUCGUCGUCGACUCCCAACAAACUGGCCAAGAACGGGCUGAACGCCCUGCGCAAAGCAGCCGAACGACAUGGACAACAUGACCACAACAAGAACACAACCCCUGACCCCGACUCAACCACAGCUGAACGACAUGGACAACAUGACCACAACAAGAACACAACCCCUGACCCCGACUCAACCACAGAGGACUGCAAUACAAACAAUGAAACCGUCAAUGAGGACAUCCUCACCAAGAUGAACCUCGACCCCGACACCAAGACACAUCUGGAUCUGAAAACUAACGUGAACUCAGACCUGGAUCUGAAAACUAACAUGAACUCCGAUCUGGAUCUGAAAACUAACGUGAACUCCGAUCUGGAUCUGAAAACUAACGUGAACUCGGACCUGGAUCUGAAAACUAACGUGAACUCCGAUCUGGAUCUGAAAACUAACGUGAACUCAGACCUGGAUCUGAAAACUAACGUGAACUCAGACCUGGAUCUGAAAACUAACGUGAACUCAGACCUGGAAAGCAUCACGAACGUGACAGACGACGGGGAUGACAUCAGCAUCCUGUCUGAGAAGGAAGUGGAGAUGAAAAUAGAGGAGGAGGAGAGGAGUAGUAUAGAGGAGGAAAAGGAGGAGAGGAUAGAGGAGGAAGAGGAGGACGAGGAGGAGAGG